GCACCUUGAGUGAUGCCCAAGAAGUUCCAAGGUGAAAACACCAAGUCGGCUGCUGCCCGCGCGAGGAAAGCUGAGGCAAAGGCAGCAGCCGAUGCCAAGCGUCAGCAGGAGUUGGAAGAUGCCUACUGGAAGGAUGAAGACAAACACGUGAUGAGGAAGGAACAGAGGAAGGAGGAGAGGGAGAAGCGGCGGCUGGAGCAGCUGGAGCGCAAGAAGGAGCUGCAGCGCCUGCUGGAGGAGGAGGACUCCAAGCUGAAGGGGAAGGCACCCAAGCAGCUCACCCCGGGCAAAGUCACCCGAGCCCAGAUUGAGGAGAGCAUCAGGAGAGACCAGCAGCAGAAGGAGAACACAGAGACAGUGGAGAAGGAGAAGUCACACUUGGAGGUCCCCUUGGAGGAGAACAUCAACAGGCGGGUGCUGGAGGAAGGGUCGGUGGAGGCCAGGACCAUCGAAGAUGCCAUUGCUGUCCUCAGCGUUGCCAACGAUGCGGACCGGCACCCUGAGCGCCGGAUGAAAGCCGCCUUCACGGCCUUUGAGGAGGUGAACCUGCCACGCCUGAAGCAGGAGAACCCCAACAUGCGCCUGUCGCAGCUCAAGCAGCUCCUCAAGAAGGAGUGGAUGAAGUCGCCCGAAAACCCCAUGAACCAGAAGCACAAAGCUUACAACAGCCAAAAGUAGGACUGGAGCUGGUGGUGUUCUCCCCCCGGACAGCGGGCUGGAGCCACAGGGCUCUGAUGGAUGAGGAGACACGAGGACCCCCCCCCUCC
Mesitornis unicolor (brown roatelo) is the source of this 767-nucleotide messenger RNA. RefSeq names its product coiled-coil domain containing 124 (gene CCDC124). The transcript is spliced from 4 exons. Gene Ontology annotation, molecular function: transcription coactivator activity. The record is from RefSeq and is a predicted model, not a curated record. The coding region runs from base 13 to 678 and encodes 221 amino acids. Gene Ontology annotation, cellular component: nucleus. Gene Ontology annotation, biological process: transcription by RNA polymerase II. NCBI's taxonomy places the organism in Eukaryota, Metazoa, Chordata, Aves, Mesitornithiformes, Mesitornithidae.